Molecule: messenger RNA, 4227 nt
Organism: Anoplopoma fimbria (sablefish)
Lineage: Eukaryota; Metazoa; Chordata; Actinopteri; Perciformes; Anoplopomatidae
Gene: slc20a1b
Product: solute carrier family 20 member 1b
Exons: 11
Coding region: 627-2756 (709 amino acids)
Biological process (GO): phosphate ion transmembrane transport
Cellular component (GO): membrane
Molecular function (GO): phosphate transmembrane transporter activity
Source: RefSeq, a predicted model, not a curated record
ACCGGUAUGAGCGAGUUCCACACAUGAGGCUACGGAGCUCUGAUUCAAACGGAUGCGUAUCUGGAGUUGGAGUGAUUUAACAUCGAGUCGGAUAGUCGUUAAUAGCUGCUGAUAUAGUCACUUUAUCUGAAUUCUCAAACAGGGUUCUGCUUCCACAUCGGUUUAACUCGUUCAUUAUCCCGCGCGCGCUAUCAUAACGAGACUGUCUGCGCGCGCCCGCUCUUUAGCUCACGGGUUAGCUCCUUUCUCACGAGACCCACACCUGAAACGCGCGGAUGUACCCCUGCUCAUCUGCAGUUACAGUUGCACAAUGGCAGUCUAUUCAAUCAGUUUGAUAUCUCAGCACCAAAGGAACAUCAACAAAUCUAGUAAAAUUACAGGAUAGCAAUAAGCCCACACUUUACCUCUUGUUUUUCUGGUUAGUACUGGUUAAACGCAUUAAAAGUUUACACUGUUAAUAACGUAACCCUGUUAAAAACAGGCAGUUCUAGAGAAGUUAAUUAUUUAUUUUACCACUUACCUCUUCAUUUUACAAGCUGUUCAGAAAUAGCAUUAUAGUAAUACCUAUUUUGACAGGCAUUCAUUACCUUUAAGAUUGUGAAUCAGUUUCCUUAUAGCCUAUAAUCAUGGUUUCAACAACUACCGCUGCACUAAUACUGACCAGCGCAGUGGGGCUGGCGACCCAUACGGCUCUGACAGAGUACACAUGGUUGCUGAUUGUCGGCUUCGUCAUCGCCUUCAUCCUCGCCUUCUCCGUGGGUGCCAAUGAUGUUGCCAACUCUUUUGGCACAGCCGUCGGCUCUGGAGUGGUCACCUUGCGACAGGCAUGCAUUCUGGCCACUGUGUUUGAGACUUUGGGCUCUGUGCUCCUUGGGGCCAAAGUGAGUGAAACCAUCCGCAAGGGUAUCAUCGAUGUGGGCAUGUACAAUGGCUCCGAGCAUGUGUUGAUGGCCGGAUCUAUCAGUGCCAUGUUUGGUUCUGCUGUGUGGCAGCUGGCCGCUUCCUUCCUUAAGCUUCCCAUCUCUGGAACACACUGCAUUGUUGGUGCUACUAUAGGCUUCUCGCUGGUUGCCAGAGGUCAGCAGGGAGUCAAGUGGCUUGAACUCCUCCGCAUCGUUGCUUCCUGGUUCCUGAGUCCCCUUUUGUCAGGAAUAAUGUCUGCUGUUGUUUUCUACUUUGUGCGCAUGUUCAUCUUACACAAGAAAGACCCGGUACCUAAUGGAUUGAGGGCACUGCCUGUCUUCUAUGCUGUGACUAUGGGAAUCAACCUGUUCUCCAUCAUGUACACUGGAGCUCCGAUGCUCGGAUUUGACAAGAUCCCUUGGUGGGGCACCCUGCUCAUCUCAUUGGGCUUCUCUGUGCUGACCGCCCUUGUGGUCUGGUUUAUUGUCUGCCCUCGCCUCAAGAAGAAGAUUGAACGAGAUCUCAAGUCUUCGAGCCCAUCGGAGAGCCCCCUGAUGGAGAAGAGUGAGCUGAGGGAGGCCCACUAUCCAAUCCUGAAACAGACUGCCAGGGAGACAGCUACGCCUACCGCUCCAGCUGUCAAUCAAAGCGCCUCUGCACAGUCCCAGGAUGCCCCUGAGGAGCGCAGGGUGUCAUUUGACAUUGGCGAUUCUGACGAUGUUGACAAUAAGGAACGUAGGGUAGCGUUUGACAUUGGAGAUUCUGAUGACACCGACUACAGCAAUGCAAAUGAUGCCCCUAAACAGGUUCAAUCAAACAGUCAGGUCAACAGCCAGCAAGUCCAGCACAGCAAUGGCUCCACAAAUUCAGCCAAUCAGGUCCAGUUCAACAAUCAGGUUCAGUUCAACAACCGGCCAGCACAGAUCCCAAGUAACGGUUACAGCCAGUACCACACGGUCCACAAGGACUCGGGCCUCUACAAGGACCUACUGCACAAGCUCCACCUGGCCAAGGUUGGCGACUGCAUGGGCGAGGGGGCCGACCGACCUAUCCGGCGCAACAACAGCUACACCUCCUACACCAUGGCCAUCAUCGGCAUGCACGGAGAGUUCAAGCAUAGAGAAGGGGAGUACCGUGCCUACGAGGAAGACAAGGGUACAGGGCCAGGGGGUCAGGAAAGGAAGCGUGUGCGUAUGGACAGUUACACCAGCUACUGCAAUGCCGUGGCAGAGCACACGACUCCUGAAGCUCUCGGAGAGGGUGACGUGACACUAGAAAUGGUGAAAGAGGAGGCAGGAAGCAGCCAAAGCUCUCUGGAAGACGAUGGUCUUGAGGCAGACAAGCCAGAAGUGUCUACCCUCUUCCAGUUCCUCCAAAUUCUCACCGCCUGCUUCGGAUCCUUUGCCCAUGGAGGAAAUGACGUGAGUAAUGCCAUUGGACCGUUGGUAGCUCUGUGGCUGGUUUACAAAACCAGCAGUGUGACUACAAAUGAACCCACACCCAUCUGGCUGCUGCUCUACGGGGGAGUUGGCAUCUGCGCUGGACUCUGGGUUUGGGGUCGCAGAGUGAUUCAGACUAUGGGCAAGGACCUCACUCCAAUCACCCCCUCAAGUGGUUUCAGCAUCGAACUGGCCUCAGCCGUGACUGUUGUGGUAGCCUCUAACAUUGGUCUGCCUGUCUCCACCACCCACUGCAAGGUGGGCUCUGUGGUUGCAGUAGGAUGGUUGCGAUCAAAGAAGGCGGUAGACUGGCGUCUCUUCAGAAACAUCUUCAUGGCGUGGUUUGUGACUGUGCCCAUCUCUGGUCUGAUCAGUGCUGCCAUCAUGGCCAUCUUCAUCUAUGGCAUCCUUUGAGCCUUCGGCUUUACCCCAAGCAGGGGAGGAGAAAGAAACCGCUUCAGUGCGCACCAGAAGAAGAGUGAAGUUGGAAGGCCAAAAUAUAUCGCUUACCUCAAGCCAACAACUUUGGGAGAAAAAGGAAAGGAGAAAAAAAAGAAAUGUUUGAAAGGACUUGUGAUUAUGGGCCUAUGGUUCUUGGCUGCAUCAUUUUCAACCUAGAAUUUGCCGUUUGUUCCAUUUGGCCACAUUACUUCUAGCAGGAAGCUUGCGUUUCCUUGUUCUGACUUGCUUUUUCAUAUCUCAUCAUUCUGUAACGAGUUAUUCUGAAAGCAUCAACUGAUUAUUAAUUUUUUGUCUUUUCUUCCAUUUUCUUUUUUACUUUGCAAUUAUGUAAAUACAACCAUGUUCUGUUUUAAUUUUGUUUUACACAUUAGAAAGAAGUGAACAACUUAAGAUGCAGUAUAAGCCUUUUGCAGAUGUAACUCAAGUCCUAACACAUGCUGAAAGUAACGUAGAUGCAAAAGCAGUAUUUUUAGGUUUGUGUGUGUGUAUAUGUGCGUGUUUUUUUUUGUUCAAUUCCAAGUAAUUGUUAUAAAUUAAUUCAUGUUUUUCAAUCUGGCUCGGUAUCCCCUGAACUGUGGCGCAUUAGCUGGUCCCCUUCUCUGGUUAUAGAAGAAAAUUGACUUAAACUGACUAAAUUCAGAGAGGUUGGUGAAAGUGUUUUCUAACAUACUUUAAAAAUUAUGCAAUCACAGAUCUGCAGUGUUGUCUUUAUGACAUAAUUCUCUGAAUAGUUUACCAUGGCAGAAGUACCAAUUGUACACUGGAUGACCGACUACAGAAUAUGUGAAAUGCUGUAUCAACAGCAUAAAAGUCAGCGCACUCCCAAAGUCAAUGGAUUACCUGCAAUCCAGUUAUUUUAUCAGAAUGUCCUGAGCCUCUACAUUCUCGAUCAGCGCGGAAAUAAUCGCCUUAUCUUAUUGGUUACUUGAAUUUGAGAAAUGUGACACCAGAAUGUUAACAAACAGAAACACGUGCUCUCAAACAAGUCUCCUGUUAAAACUUGAUUGCAUCAUCUUUGAUGAUUAAAUGCUUAAUGCCUCCUUCAGCCUCCCAGUUCACCGUGUAUUGGCUACUUCCCAGUAUGUUUUCCUUUUCUGUGAAAUUUGCAUCUGCCUAGACAUUUGGGUAGUUCUAGCUAUACCAAACUGCAAGUUCCCUAUCUGGUUGGUUUGGUGUUAAGCUGAUCUGGUCUCUUGUUUGAAUAAGGGUGGACAUACGUUGCAUGCCAACAGUGUGUGGUCAUUUGGCUGCAGUACUAAAUGCAUAUCAGAUCUAUAGCUGCUGUAGUUGCCUUAAUUGUUUUAAUUUUCCCUUAGGUACCAAAGAAAAGUUUUUUUUGUUUUGUUUUUUUAAUGCACAUCAACAUACUCUAGUCCACACUUGUGGAUGGAAAAAAAAAAACCAAAUAAAAAUGGGAAAAUAC